AUGAAACUCACGUGGGCACUCCACUAUUUCGUCGUCCUCCUGUGCUUCGCAAUUAUUUGGAGGAACAAACGGAAGGAUGGAAGCAGGAGUACGUCUUUCAUCCAGGUGGCACACUCCUUUGCUAAAAAGAAAGUGUGCACAUCUUCGUCGGACGACUCAACAUGUAGAAUGGUUGCGUUUGGGGAGUUAGACGUUUCGAACAACUCGGUGAGUGUAUUACGAUUGAAGGUGCUAAGACCGGAUGGAAAAGGAUACUUUUUAACUAUUCGAAGAGAUUACGUGACCCUUUUGUAUUACCUGAAAUAUAUGAAAGACAUCCCCUUCAAAUAUACAGAAGUAGUGGACGUGUUUAAUCACCAGAAGUUUAAAAAAUACACAGAAUGGCAGAUCAAGAAGUACACAUCCACAUGCAACGUACGGAGGAUAGAAGAAAUGAACAACCCAGAUGGAGAUUUCCCACCUCAUUUUCUUGAGUACAUAAAGGGGGAAUCAUGCUCAUGCCAGUCGUACAACCUGUUCAAGGAUAAUAAAGAUAUAAAGAGGGCAAAAUUAAAGUGCAUUUAUUUCAACAUGUUUUCCGAAUCGGCCAACGUUUACAGUAGGCACUGUGCCAUUAUGGACUUCUCCUAUUAUGCUGUGUAUGAUAUAGAUUAUCCACCAAUAUUUAAUACCCACGUUGAAAUAACUGUGCAGGAAUAUUCUUAUGAUGACGUCAGCAGUGUUUUAAAUAAGACGUAUGAUUUGGUCACAAAGGAAAAGAAAUAUGAACUGAAUGACUCUAUAACUGAAAUUAGGGAUGAUUAUUUCGACUUGUGGUUACUUCUAAGGAGUGAAUUUCAUGGGAAAAACACGUUAGUCAAUUUGUCGAAUGAUUAUAUUCUCAUUCCUUCUUCCCCUGUGAACGAUAUAGAUGUCUUAGCUAGCGAUGUUACUAGGAAUUGUGGGUUACAGGAAAAUUCCCCUCUUCUGAAAGGAUGUGAUUAUCAUGGAAUAUGUAACGUAAUUCAUCCCUGUUUGAGAAAAGCUCUCAUGAUGCCUAAGUAUCUUUUCGAUUUGAGUGGCAAAACAUGUGAUAAGUUUGGCGUGUCUCUAACUAAAUGGAGAGCAGCUAAUGGGAACUUCUGUGGUGCCCCCCCUGGGCAUUGCAUUUCUGUAAACCUUCAAAGAUAUUAUGAUGCGCACAAAGCAGCUAUGGAUUCAGAUGGGGCUUCAAAAUAUAAAAUUAAAAAUGUAUAUGCAUCAGAACCACAGACGAGGAUAUACAAACCAUCCGCUUUGCCUGACCAUUUGAAAGAUAAGAUUAACAACAAUCAUAAAAAGGUCGAUGCCAACGAUUUAGAUAAUAAAGUCUUUUACAACGAAAAGACAGCUGCACAUACGCAGUUCAUUGAAUAUAAAUUUAAUGGAAAUCACUCUGUUGAAAUUAAGUUUGAAACGAGUGCACUGGAGGUUUAUGAAAUUAGGCCAAUUUCGACGGCCACCAUUACUCAUAUUACGACUCCCAAAGAUUGUUCCUCUAAUCAGUCAGAGUCGAAGGAUUGUGUCCUAAUUGUGCAUACCUGGAACAACAGUGCUAAUGUGGGCGCAAACUUUUCUUGCCAUGUGAUCUGCACAGAUAAGGACACCGGGAAGAUGGCCACUCACCUUGGUCCUAUCAGUCCUGUAAACGCAUUCAUUGAUGCUAACAAGAAUUACGCCUUCUAUUUUAUUAUCAAAUUUUUAAUAAACAAAGAAAUACAAACCAUGUGUAAGGCAAUUCUUCGUGAUUCGAAUGGAAGGGAGUGUUCCAAGGAGGACUUCCUAUUAACUUCAAAAGAGACUAUACACGUGGUAGACGUAAUACAGCCAGAAGUGCCAGUCGAACCCAGUAUAACUCAACAUGACGCCGAACCAGAAGCUGCUCAAAAUUCUGAUAGCGAUACAUGCAACUGUAACCUUGAGGUUUUUUGCUACCUAUUUAACAUUCAAAAAUGUGUUAAUUAUUACACAAAUCGGAUCAAAAAUAUCAUCAGGAAAUUUGCCAUAAUUGCCAUUUUGGUUAUCCUCGCACCUGCAUUAAUUCCGCUGUUACCAUUUUUUAUCAAAUUCUUUUUCGUGUGUCUAUCCCUUGCCCUUAGAAUAUACCACUCGCUUUUAGUGGCCGUGCAAAGCAUCAACCUGGGAGGUAUCAAGGAGCGCCUAAACAUCCGCGGUAAAAAAAGUAAAUGUAAAAAGAAGGAAAAAGGGGCCGCCUCCUCAUCAUCAUCUUCCUUAAUUGAAACCAGCAGUGUUUCAUCCAUGUCUCAAAAAAACGGUGCGGGAAAUGGUUCCUUCCGUGUGAAGAAGUCAACAAAAAGUGGGGGAUAUAAAGAAAGGAGGGUGAUGACUGAGAAAAAAAAAUCUGACAAAAUGGGCAACAAGACAAUGACGGAUGCACACUCGCAAAUCGAUUUUAACCAACAUUGUCGCUCCUCUUCAGAGAGAAAUAUAAUGUACUCAUCGGAAUCUGCUAGUUCAAUAGACUUGAGCCAAUCGGACAGAUCUCCUAAUCAUGGUGCGCGCGCUCCCUCACGCGGAGAUGCAAGGGGUACCUUUAACGUUUAG
Molecule: messenger RNA, 2583 nt
Organism: Plasmodium coatneyi
Lineage: Eukaryota; Apicomplexa; Aconoidasida; Haemosporida; Plasmodiidae
Exons: 2
Coding region: 1-2583 (860 amino acids)
Source: RefSeq, a predicted model, not a curated record